Molecule: messenger RNA, 932 nt
Organism: Spinacia oleracea (spinach)
Lineage: Eukaryota; Viridiplantae; Streptophyta; Magnoliopsida; Caryophyllales; Amaranthaceae
Product: auxin-responsive protein SAUR50
Exons: 1
Coding region: 229-543 (104 amino acids)
Biological process (GO): response to auxin
Source: RefSeq, a predicted model, not a curated record
UAAACCCCACAUGACCCCUUGGUCCCCUUUCCUCUUUCUCUCUCUUCUUGACUUUCUCUCUCCUUUUCCUCCUCUUUAAAUAGUCUUCAUGCCCUUUACAAGCCUCUCAUCACUCCUCAUUCAAACAACACUCCAAAAACAUUUUCCAUAUCCAAAAAAUUAAAAAUACCUUCCCUUAUAAAAAAAUCUUGAAAGUAAAAAAAAAAAAAAAAGUAAAGAGGGGAGAAAAUGGCUAUUAGGAAAUCAAGCAAGCUACCUCAAGCAGCAUUGCUAAAGCAAAUCCUUAAGAGAUGUUCGAGCUUAGGGAAAAAGCAUGGUUACGACGAAGAUGGUCUUCCCCUUGAUGUUCCAAAAGGCCAUUUUGCUGUCUAUGUAGGACAGAAUAGGAGUAGAUACAUUGUGCCUAUUUCCUUUUUGUCUCAUCCCGAGUUCCAAUGCUUGCUUCGACGAGCUGAAGAGGAGUUCGGGUUUGAUCAUGAUAUGGGACUUACGAUCCCUUGUGAAGAAGUCGUUUUUCGUUCUCUUACUUCCAUGCUUAGGUGAUUUUAUUAUUUUUUCACCAAGAGAAGUAAAAAAGAGGAUUGUUGGUGGGGGAAAGGGGGGGGGGGGGUAAAUUAGUUUUCUUGAAGAAAGAUGAUCGUAAGAUGAAGCAGUUCAAUGUGAGCUUAGGCUCAUGCAUGAUGCUUCACUUUUUUUUUACAUCUUUUCUUCAUUGUUUGACCUUUAAAUAUGGUCAGUGAUGGAUCUCUUAAUUCUUUAAACCCGAUUGUUGGGUUUUUGUUGUAAUUGAUAAGCACUGAUCUAACCCAAGACCCAUGAAAUUGUUUUCUGGGUUAGAUUAAUUUGUAAAAAAUUCUAAGCUUUUCCUCACAGAGUUUAGUUAUUAAUUCUGGCCUGUGAGAGGAAUGAAACUGCUCGUUCUUGCUUGUUAA